Molecule: messenger RNA, 351 nt
Organism: Phasianus colchicus (ring-necked pheasant)
Lineage: Eukaryota; Metazoa; Chordata; Aves; Galliformes; Phasianidae
Source: RefSeq, a predicted model, not a curated record
CAGGAUCAUCCUGAUGGAGAUGGAGGCACACGAGGACGCCUGGCCCUUCCUGGAGCCCGUCAACCCCCGCCUGGUGCCCGGCUACCGCCGCAUCAUCAAACACCCCAUGGACUUUGGCACCAUGCGUGUGCGGCUGCUGCGGGGCGGGUACUCGAGUGCAGCCCAGUUCCGUGCUGAUGCCACCUUGGUGUUCGACAACUGCCGGACGUUCAAUGAGGACGACUCGGCCGUGGGGCGAGCAGGGCACAACAUGCGGCGCUUCUUCCAGAGCCGUUGGGAGGAAUUCUACCAGGGACCCCCCCAGCACUGAUGCUACCUGCUGACUCCCCCCCCCCAACCCUCACCCAGGGC